UCCAAAAACCUUAAAAGCCAACUACCGGCAUGGCCACACCUCGGAGCUCCCCCAAAAACAUACCACAAGAUGAAAGACGCAUGCCUUCAUCAAACCCACAAAAUUGAAUCAGUAAAGGACAUGAAGUCACUCGUCUUGAGGCUGUCCAAAAGAAGGACCCACUACACAAAAAAAGACUGCACAUGUCAAGAGUGCAACACAGACAGACUGACUGGAUGUACAAACCUGCAUAAAUGCACCAAAACAGCGAGGGACAUACUCAAAAGACUCUUACCAAAUUUCAACACAAAUACCCCCCCGAAAAAGGACGAUCUAACUCUGACGCAUAGACAACUUGAGAAAAACUCACGUGCAAAACAACAACAGCGAGGAGAGAUACUGUUUGACCCAUCUAUAACCGCCAAAAGCGACCUAUCAGAGUGCUUCAGAAUCUUUGUAGACCCAGAGCGGCUAACCCAAAUGCCAGUGCAUAGACUUCAGACUCCAACAAGGGGCAGAUGA
Molecule: messenger RNA, 501 nt
Organism: Suillus paluster
Lineage: Eukaryota; Fungi; Basidiomycota; Agaricomycetes; Boletales; Suillaceae
Exons: 1
Source: RefSeq, a predicted model, not a curated record